AUGCGGCUGAUUCAAAUCAUUCUAUGCUACUGUUGCGUAUUUACUGGUCACUUUUCAAAUGGAAGCAGCAUUCACAGUUCAGAAAUUAAAUCACGUCUCAUCAAUCAUACGGUAAUAGUAAUAUUUUCCGACUUAGUUGAUAACCAAGUUGCAAAGAGGAGUAUUGAUAAUGGAAGUCCGCUGAUCGUCAUAAAUGGUGAUCAGAGACGAAAGCAAAUAGAAGGAUAUCUUCCCAGCUAUUCCACGUACAUCCUCAGAUUUGAAUCUAUGUACAAACUGGUAUCACUCAUCCUUGGGUUCAUGCGCUCAUCAAUCUGGAACAUAAAGUCACCAAUAUUCAUUCUCGACAUUUCUAAGGCGAUGCAUGAUAAUAGAAAUGCUGGUAGAGUUCUUGACUUUCUUGGUAGCCUCGAUAAUUUGAAAUCAUACUAUGUGUGUUAUGAUGACAAAAGAGAUUCAACUAUAGUCUACACUCUAAACCCUUACACACAAUAUGCUCCGCCACCUUGGAAUCGAGUUAAAUCCGCGAACGCGAAUAACAAUCCUAAAACAAAAGCGACAAUGUACAGUCUGCAGUAUCCGAAAGACUUGAAGAACAACUAUGAAAAUAUUUGUUUCGAUAAAACUCAGUACUUAGAUGACCAUCAAAUAAAAUUAUUGGCUCGUGCCAUUUCACUAAAUUCAAGUAAACAGAAUGAGCAGGAAAAUAUCAAUGAAGUUCUUAAAUAUUUUGACAAGUUCAAAGACUACGGAUUGACUUCAUUACCUGAUUAUAUGAAAGUAAAAGCGUCAAUUCAUGUUCUGAAAAAAUAUUUCGGUUCCGACUUUAUUAAAUACGGUUUCGAUGGAGAUCUUUACAAUCGUCAGUAUGAUGCGAAUAGCUUCAGGACUCAAUUAGCUGAUACAAAUCCUGACUUUACUGAUUUUGUGACAGAGUAUCAUGAAACACACUAUUCAAUUCUGACGAAAAAAACAGAUUAUUUGACGGUAGUCACCGAAAUCUCCAUAAAUUUUCAAUUCAUCUUCAUCACACUCUUUGUGCUGAUAUUGAUUGCUGUGAUUAUAGUCAUGAACAAUAAAUUGAACGUGAUCGAAGGAAUCAUGAACAUUGUGAGCAUGUCACUGAGUAUGGGAAUAAUAUCUCCAAUGGGACGUCUCUCGAUGAGAAUCAUAUAUUUCUUCGGAUUUUUGUUUAUUUUUAUAGUGAUGCCCGAAUUCCAAGGACAAAUCUCGUCCAUUCUAUCCCAGCCUGCAAGACGCAAUGUCGAAACCCUAAAGGACUUGUUCGACAAUAAGUAUCAUGUGUUUUUCGAUGGAUUAUUGGAAAAAGACAUGAUUAAUGAAAAACUGUGGGCGACUAAAGAGGACCAGAAAUACUUGCAUCCAUCAUCUGGAGCUGAGCUAGCAAAAUGUGCACUGAAAGCCCAACAAAAUUCGACCAUCGCUUGCAUCGACAACACUGCGACACAACUAUUAUUCGCGUUAAAGCUUAAAAAUCUUCAUCUAUCGAAAGAAAUUGUAUUCAAAAAGUACUACGUGUUUUGGACAAGAAAGAACUGGGCGCUGAAAGACAAAAUUGAUAGAGUACGUUCAAUACCGGUGGAAACAGGAUUAAUUUACCAUCAUACUGAAGAGAUAGAGAAGAACCGAUGGGAAAAGAUAGAGAAGAUACAGAAAAUCAAAGAAGCUGAAAACUAUGAACUGAUCGACUUUGAUAACUUGGUGUUUUAUUUCAUUGUGAUUGCGGCUACCGUGCUAUGGAGUUUGGUCAUUUUUGGAAUUGAACUUAUUGUCUACCACAGUCACUCUAAAUAUGUAAGACAGGAAAAAGCGCGACUACUGUUCAUUAAGAGAUUGAGAGCACAACCACGAAUCAUUUUUUUCCCGGGUCGGAUUGUUCUGUCAAAUAGCCGCGAGUGA
Molecule: messenger RNA, 1920 nt
Organism: Cotesia congregata
Lineage: Eukaryota; Metazoa; Arthropoda; Insecta; Hymenoptera; Braconidae
Source: the annotation of a GenBank genome assembly